UUGACAACAGUGCUAAACUGGGACAGAAAAUAUAAACAAACCCGAUCCAGAUAUAAAAAUGUCGUAUUUACUUACGGAAAUUGCGCUUGAAAUGCUGGGCUAUAAGUUUUACGAUACGAAUGGCGUUUUUCAUUUAACAAACUUUCAACAAUCGAUGGCAGCUGUGCAAAACGAUGUGCACCCGGAUGAGCCCUCAUUAACGGAGUUUAUUGAUCAGCCAUCGAAUUCUGUAACUACAAAAAAUGGGCAUACCACGAAUAUUGCAACACCUUCGGCUGGCCCCUCAUCAUCUAUGGUUCCUUCCACUACGUCGGCGAUCUCAGUUGACAUGCGACGGACGCCUAUACGAGCGUUAGCCAAGAUGAUGGCGAACGAAGGCGACAAAACACUUAAUGGACACGAGCAACAGCAUCCAAAACAAUUAUAUAGUUCUGUCCCACUCACUGUGCUCCCAAAAAUGUCUACAAAGCCCCGUCGUCCUCCAACCAAGGCACUAACAAGGAUUCUGCAAUACGAAAGCGUCACAGUUCGCUGUCAAAUCUCGCAACGUCUGGAAGCAUCUUUAAGGCAAAGUGUAACAACUAACAAGGAGACGCAACAGAAGGAAUGCCUUAUUCUAGAGAAAAAGAAAAUUCUGGAGGACGCUGACGAAGUGCAUAAGUUUCGACUGUUUCUGGAGGAACGUUUGCGCCACAUUGACCCUCGUCCAUAUGCAACAUAUCAAAGAACAUUUACGAGUGAAUAGUCAAACAUAAAAUAUGAUUAGUUUAGUUUAUUAUUUAAGAUUAAGUAUAUAUUGUAAAUUGGAACAAUAUACAAAAAUUAAUAAU
Molecule: messenger RNA, 830 nt
Organism: Drosophila innubila
Lineage: Eukaryota; Metazoa; Arthropoda; Insecta; Diptera; Drosophilidae
Exons: 1
Coding region: 59-745 (228 amino acids)
Source: RefSeq, a predicted model, not a curated record